GAGCUCUGGUAAACCACGGACGUAAGGUGAUCCAGCAUCAUAGCACUUCCAAACAUCUUCUCCAUUCAUCGGCCAACCCCUCUUUCUUCUUCCCCUGGGUCUCGUCUCCCAUCAAAACAAGAUAGAGUUGAGGCGAGAAAAAUAUUUAUUAUCAGUCGACACUGCUCCCGACUGCUGCGACUAUUACCUACCUUAGUUAUUGGGGACAUUAGAGAAAGGGUGUGGAGCAGAAGCCCAGAUCUGAGCUUAACGGACAACUUUUCGACAAAGUUGCCUGUCUCAAAAGCACCCAGUCCGGAAUCAUUGUUUGUUUCCUUAUUUUCAAUUACCCUUCGGGCCACCUAGAACGGCAUGCGUGUCAAUGGGAUAACGGCUUCGGCCGUCAUGAGCUCAGUGCUCCUCGCACUUUCUGGAGCUGAAGCGAUGCUACUGCCUCUCUCCACCAUCAAACUGGGUAGAUCAAUGCCUAUUGAAGAUGUUGCCCUCACCGACGGAGAUAAAAUUGCUGGCCAACUCAUCACUCCUUUCCAUGACGAAGACGAAGACCACCCGAUCAUCCUCAACUUGAAGUGUGAAGACUGUCUUUUUGCAGAGGCCACUGAGGACAAGUCAGGGUAUAAGUGGGCGCAAAAGGCCAAUGAUUUGAUUCUGAAUGUGACUGUUGACCGGAACACUACUCCCGAGACUGUACUUAUCAACGAUGUUCCCGUUUCUCCCAUGAACAUUAGACCACGAGAAUUCUACGUCCGACAAGAUGCCGACGUCGAUGGGAAAUUCCACUCGAGCCGUGACGACUGGUCGUCAAUGAUCAGAGAGGAACUUGACCUCUCGUCACCGGACAUCUCUCCGCCUCUGGACGCCCAUGUCGACAUUGCCUUGUUACAGCGGCCGAAUAACCAUGAUUCGGGAAUCCCAGACCAGAUUGUCAGCAUGUUCGUCAGCGGCAUCAAAGCCAUGGACCCCAUCAAGAACCGUGAUUCGUUUACUCCAGUCGGCCUUCGCUUGAGAAUCUGGCGUGAUCAAGAUUCGCCCAAUAAACACAUCGAGGGUGUUCUCGUCGAAGCUGUCAAGGACCCAUCGCAUAGCCUUUUCCCUACUCACCGUCACCACGGCAGCAUGGCUUGGUCAUCUGGCAAAGACAAGGAUUGCUCUAGCCGUCUGUGCAAGUGGCUUUCCGUGCUAGAGGACGGCCUCUCUCGUGCCAAGGGCAUAGGCAAAGGCAGGGGCAGAGGCAAAGGAUGCCACCGCCAACGUCCUGGUGCUGGCGCUGACAAAUCUCCUGUUCGGCCGCAACAUAUGGGUCCUCAAGAUGAGCAGCGCCCCCAUCCUCCUCCCAACAACCAUCAUAGCAUGCAAGGUCCCGCCGCUGGGCCUCACUAUCAUGGGCAUGGGCAUGGGCAUGGCCAUGGCCACGGACACCGUCACCCCUUCCCCUUCCACCAUGCCGUCAGAUACCUCAUUUACGCCGUUGCCGUUGCAGGUGUUGGAUUCACUGCCGGCUUCAUUGCGUCCAUGUUUAGCGUCGUGGCCAUUGCGCUCUGGCAGCUUAUCCGCCGCGCGCGUUGCAACCGUCGUGGAGCCUAUGCAGCAGUUCAGCAGGACGCCGGCGCAGUUGACAUGGAGAAGGGUCUUGACGUGGAAAACGCGUCUCUCGAUAUGGAGAAGGCUCCCGUCACUGCUUCUCCACCGCCAGCUUACGAGACUGUUCAGGCGCCGGAAGAAGAGAAGAAGCAGGGAGAGAAGAAGCAAGGGGAACACCAGGAGCAGCAGAUGUCAGAAGUUGCCAAGAAGUCUGAUUUCGACAGUAAUUGAUCAUUGCGAUAUUUGGGCACUACCACGCAGAUAAUUGAUACAAUUAUAUCCAGCACACUUUACGGCCACCAUCUGAAGUUCCCCCCAUUUCAUUUUCCUUUUAUAUACUCUAUUUCUUUAAUUGUAAGGGCACUCCUUUGAACAUAUUGAUCCAUAGCGACAUUUCGCAGGGACAUGAGGACUAGCGUAGGGCAUUCGGAUUGUUUUUAGACAUUUUAUCUUAUUUUUCUAUUAUUAACAUGACACUAGAUAAUACUAUGCCUUCUUCAUUCAAAUCUUGUGCAUCCCACCUCUUUCUUCCCAUUCAACAGUCCUCAUUAUCCUCAAUAUGCAUCAUACGGCAGUAGAGUCUUACCAAUCGUCACGUACCUCAAACUCAAAAACUAAAAUGUCCUGAACAUCUUCCCCCGAAAAGCAUAAAUACCGCCAUUG
Xylona heveae TC161 is the source of this 2244-nucleotide messenger RNA. RefSeq lists its product as hypothetical. Lineage: Eukaryota; Fungi; Ascomycota; Xylonomycetes; Xylonales; Xylonaceae. The transcript has 2 exons. The record is from RefSeq and is a predicted model, not a curated record. The annotation marks the transcript as partial.